This is a messenger RNA of Xylaria bambusicola, 2081 nucleotides long. Its product is annotated as beta-lactamase/transpeptidase-like protein. The transcript has 3 exons. NCBI's taxonomy places the organism in Eukaryota, Fungi, Ascomycota, Sordariomycetes, Xylariales, Xylariaceae. The record is from RefSeq and is a predicted model, not a curated record. Bases 508 to 1728 code for a protein of 406 amino acids.
CAAUAAGAGGCUUAGAUAGUUGUAUUAUGUAAGUAGGCACUGAGUUGUAUUUCAAUGUUUGACUUGAGAUCGACGGGGAUUGUACUAGGUACCUAUUCGAGCCUGCUUACGUAGUCGUCCUCAACCCCCUGUCCUGAAACUAUUGACAAGUGUAGGCGACUUAAAAGCACAUGGAUUUGGAUCUGGACACUACAAGAUUGUUGCGAUGUAUCGUCAGAAUAGUAUCUGAUAUUACUAUGUACAUGUAGUCAAGUCAACUUGGAUUUGAAUUGAAGCGAACUUGUCGCAGUUUGUACUGCCGAUAAAAUCUACACUACUGUAUUGAGACAACAGGAAGGUUGCCUAAAGCAGACGAGUGCCGAGGCUUUCCCCAUCUUCCCCACGAAUGCCAAGCUUUGCGAUUUCCGAGUAUGUACAGGAGAUACUUAGGUAGAUAAAGACGACAGACGAGGAAAGACAGUAAAGUCUCAAGUAUAUCGGCACCUGGAUUUAGUAGUUAAUAUAAGUAUGAAGCCUUUCGAGCAGGCUGUCGAGGCCGCAAGCGCCGCGGAAGAGAUUCCAGGUGUGGUGCUCUUGGCCACUGAUAAGUCCGGGAAGUUCAAGUAUGGGAAGGCCUUCGGUAAACGAUCUGUGCGCGCCGGUGCAGAUCAAUCACCCCUCCAGCUUGACACUGUUAUGUGGAUUGCCUCUUGCACCAAGGUUGUGACAGCGCUGGCAGCUUUACAAUGCUGCGAGCGCGGCCUUCUGACGCUAGAUGGGCCAAUCUACGAUGUGCUGCCUGAGUUUCGCGGGUUGCCUAUAAUCAAGCGUUUCAAUAAGGAUGGCAGUCCUGUCCUAGAGCCGCAUUCGAAGCCCAUCACAUUGCGCCACAUGCUCAACCAUUCUUCGGGGAUCGCAUACGACGAGACUCACCCGAAGUUAUUAAAGUGGCAUCAGUGGCAUCGCACGGCACCUAACCGGUGCAACGCCGUCGAAGGGCGGUACGGCUACCCGCUUGUCUUCGAGCCUGGUGACUCAUGGUGCUACGGCGCGGGGGUGGAUUGGGCUGGUGUCGCGGUUGAGCGUGUGAACGGGGGCAUCAGCUUACAACGGUAUUUCGAAGAGAACAUCUUUAGCAAGGUCGGGGCCCGCGAUAUCGUAUUCUCAAGUCACUUGUACACGCGGCCAGAUCUACGAGCCAGGGUAGCGGAUAUGAGCAAGCGAGACCCCGCGAACCCGGCCAAGGUGAUCCGUAGCAACGCGAGGGCACAAUACAACGAAAGGGGUGGCUGUUUUGGUGGCCUGGGACUGUUCGCCACCCCUACGGAUUACCUGAAGAUCAUCAAGGGCAUUCUCACAACCGACGAGGAUCAGAGGUUACUUAGUACGAAAGGCGUAGAUGAGUUCUUCAGGCCUUGCCUCAGCGAGAAGGCCAAAGCGGCCCUGAACAGACUCGUGGCAGUGGAAGAGGCCCGGAUAGGGAUGGGAAACAUCCCGGCCACAGUGACGAAGAACUGGGCUCUGGGAGGCAUCGUCAACGAGGGGGAUGUUCCAGGCGGCAGAAGAGCAGGAUCGAUGACUUGGACAGGUCUACCAAAUCUAGCAUGGUUUGUGGACAGGACAUCAUCGCUAUGUGGACUUUAUGCGGGGCAGUUGUAUCCUCCGGGCGAUGCGAAGGUAGGAGAGCUACAGGGGUUAUUCGAGCAGGGGAUUUACGAGAUGCACUCCAAGGUCUCACCCAAGUUGUGAUGUUGUGAUGUGCAUACAUAGUAGAUCUACAUAUCAUCUACUAAGUACCUAACUGAGUGACUCAGUCUAUCUAUCCAUACCUCUGGUAGUUCAAACCCAGACAUGCAUGUGUUCCUCAGCCACUCACGAUAGCUUCAAAUGGUUUCCGAAUCUGGUUGCUGGUAUGAUAAAUUGGCCGAGCUGAUUGGGUGUAUUUCUUUCUGUACUUCACUGUUUGAACUUAAUAGAUCUACUUAGUGAGCUUAUUUAUAUGUAUAUGAGUUAGCGCACUAACCUAAGUAGGCAUUAAGUAUUGGCGAUAAGAUACGAUAUCGAUAAGAAAUUUUGGUUGCAGGAGAGCUAGCAAGCAGCCU